Mesocestoides corti is the source of this 342-nucleotide messenger RNA. The record is from the annotation of a GenBank genome assembly. NCBI's taxonomy places the organism in Eukaryota, Metazoa, Platyhelminthes, Cestoda, Cyclophyllidea, Mesocestoididae.
ACGGGUGGCUUGUCCCAAAGAAUCACUUCACGUGCUAAGGCAAAGACGAGGUUGGCUCGAGCUGGUCUAAAUUUCCCAGUUGGUCAACGCGUUGGUGCUUGUGCUCCAGUCUACUUGGCUGCUGUGCUCGAGUACCUCGCCGCUGAGGUGCUCGAGUUGGCAGGCAACGCUGCUCGGGACAACAAGAAGAGCCGCAUCAUCCCACGCCACCUUCAGCUCUCCAUCCGCAACGAUGAGGAGUUGAACAAGUUAUUGGGCGGUGUGACCAUCGCACAAGGUGGCGUUCUGCCUAACAUUCAGACUGUUUUUCUGCCCAAGAAGAUGGAGAAGCUCAAGGCUUAA